Messenger RNA from Dibothriocephalus latus, 117 nucleotides. Lineage: Eukaryota; Metazoa; Platyhelminthes; Cestoda; Diphyllobothriidea; Diphyllobothriidae. The record is from the annotation of a GenBank genome assembly.
AUGGGCGACGAUGACUGGGAUGAGAGUCCAGAUUUCAAGAUCGAAAUGACUGAGCAGGAGCAGCGUUGGGGCUCAAAGGCAAUACCUGGCACUGGACGCGUUGGACAUAUUGAGUAA